Messenger RNA from Lytechinus variegatus (green sea urchin), 867 nucleotides. Its product is annotated as fibropellin-1-like. Gene Ontology annotation, biological process: heterophilic cell-cell adhesion; establishment or maintenance of epithelial cell apical/basal polarity. Lineage: Eukaryota; Metazoa; Echinodermata; Echinoidea; Temnopleuroida; Toxopneustidae. Bases 1 to 867 code for a protein of 288 amino acids. Gene Ontology annotation, molecular function: calcium ion binding. The record is from RefSeq and is a predicted model, not a curated record. The transcript has 9 exons. Gene Ontology annotation, cellular component: protein-containing complex; plasma membrane.
AUGCUGACGGGGAAUUUGGAUGAAUGCACAAGUCAACCAUGUAAACACGACGGGGUAUGUGUGGACGGUGUAAACACAUUUACUUGUUUGUGUGAAGUUGGAUGGACUGGAAGGAGAUGUGGACAGAAUAUUGAUGAGUGUUUGGACGAACCGUGUUUAAAUGGAGGUCAUUGCCAGGAUGGUAUCAACAGCUAUACGUGUAUAUGCACUGAGGGAUGGGAAGGAUUAGACUGCGAUGUCAAUACUGAUGAUUGUGCCAAAGAUCCGUGUCAAAAUGGCGCCGAAUGCCAUGAUGGUUUAAACAGUUAUACGUGUGAAUGUACUUAUGGAUGGGAAGGACUAAAUUGCGAUAUCAACAUAGACGAUUGUGAAAGCGACCCCUGUCAACACGACGGUGUGUGUUUGGAUGGCUUGAAUAGAUACACCUGUCAGUGCAUAGGAGGAUGGCAAGGAAACAACUGUGAAAACGAUAUUGAUGAAUGUAGCAGCAAUCCGUGCAGUAAUCAGGGUGUCUGCAUCAACAAUAUUAACCAUUACACUUGCCAGUGUACCGAUGGAUGGACUGGUUCAAACUGUGAAACAGACAUCGACGAAUGUUCUAGUCAUCCAUGUAACAAUGAUGGGGAAUGCCGUAAUGAACUGAACGGGUACAGCUGCGAAUGUACAGAGGGGUGGUCUGGUACCCAUUGCGAAAUAAGGAGUGCGUGUGCGCUUGAACCGUGCAGUAAUGGAGGCUCCUGUGUGGAAGAAGCAAGCGGUUACACGUGCUCAUGCGGUACAGACUUCACGGGGACCAACUGUGAAGCAGUGUACUGCGCUCUUCCAGGAAUGGCCCAAAGCGCUUACAUCAAGAAGGAGAAUAGUUAA